Molecule: messenger RNA, 672 nt
Organism: Mytilus trossulus (common blue mussel)
Lineage: Eukaryota; Metazoa; Mollusca; Bivalvia; Mytilida; Mytilidae
Product: complement C1q-like protein 4
Exons: 2
Coding region: 1-672 (223 amino acids)
Molecular function (GO): protein binding
Source: RefSeq, a predicted model, not a curated record
AUGGUAGAAAUCGGUCAAUUGAAGACUCAGCUCUCCGACCUGAAGGAUGACACCGACAGAAAUGCAAAAGAAACAUUUACAUUAAAGCAGAAACUAAUGCAUGCCAAGAGCGUGACGAACAGUAUUCCACAAACAGAAGGUUCGAAGUCGCCUGAACUAACCGAUUCAAAAGGAGGAUUUAAGCCUGUUUCAGCGAACGACCAUAUUGGAAGAGAAACAAGACUUCUCUUACCUGGUAUUACAGACGACGGCAAGCGAACAGCUUUCCAUGCUUUCAUGGGGUCGAACGAACCUGUGACAGCACAUAAACUAAUAAUAUUUAAUAUUGUGAGGAUAAACAAUGGACAUGGAUACAACAAUAAUACUGGAGUAUUUACGUGUCCAGUCAGCGGUCUCUACGUGUUAACAUAUACCCUCUAUGCUUAUCUUAAUAGCUGGACGACAAUGGAGCUAAUUGUUGAUAAUUCUGUACAUUCAAAAUCGUUUGUUGAUGGAUCUGAGGACUACCAGGUUAAUGGAGUUACUGCUAUAUCAUUGGUAUAUAUGACAAAAGGAGACACUGCAUUUGUUAGAACAGGAACAUCCACAAAUUCCCAUCUUCAGAGCGUUGGUUCCAUAAGAAGCGAUGAUGAUGUAUGGUCUACGUUUUCUGGGUGGAAAAUCUCCGAUUAA